Molecule: messenger RNA, 3092 nt
Organism: Vitrella brassicaformis
Lineage: Eukaryota; Vitrellaceae
Source: the annotation of a GenBank genome assembly
AUUAAGUCUCUUCCGACGAAAGAUGAAGUGUUGUCGCAUCACACGACACAUGCAGUGCAGCUACGGGUGGCCACUCGGAUCGCCCUGCAGCUAGCCCAUCGAGGGCGCCGUUCUGAUCGAUAGCAGUGGCAACCAGUGGCAGGCGUUUCUUGCCAGUUCCGUCGACCAGAAUGACGCCCUUUGAUGGGCGCCGCAGGGCAGGCAGAUUCAGCAGCAAACACAACACAAUAAGCCCCAUACCGAUGGCGUCUGUAGUGACUCUGAGCUGGUCUGCAGCUCUCAUCACUUCGUUGACAAGCCACGCACGAAAUCACACAUCACUCUACCUGCCACUCACCGACCAGAAUCCAUCCAUCCAUCCCACCCCUCAUGGCCAUGCGUGAGGACUACCCCCGCCCGCAGCCCAUCCGUCCGUCUGUCUCAUCUCCUCUGUGUACCUCUACAGAGCACCGCCGUGUCUAUCGUACAUUCGCACUCGUUCUCACCCGCCCGCAUCCGUGGAAAAAUCUCUCGGGCAUUUCCCUCUCUCUCCUCCCUCCCUCCCUCUCGGCCUCUCUCUGCCCCUUGACCAAUGAAUGCACCCUUCCUUCCCCGUCUGUCAAAUCAUCCAAACUUCUGUUUGGCGAGUGAGUACAGGAGUGUGCCGAGGAUGGCCACACCCGAGCCGAUGGCCCCCAGUGGCGUGAUGGGGUUGCGGAAGACCACGAUGGACGCCAGGAUGAUGACGACACGCUUCAUCGUGUUGCCAACGGCGUGAGUCACCGGGUUGACGCGACUCAGCGCCAGGAAAGCAACCUCGUUGUAGAGGUAAUAGCUAAGAACAGACAGCGGCAAACAAUGCAAUCAUACACAUGGCAUGUGUGAGGUGCUGCAAACUGCUGCGGUUAGCGCUCACAAGAUGCCGCUGAGGACCACCAGUUUGGCGAGGGCCAAGUCGGUGACGCCAUUCGCCACGGCCGCCUGCCAAUUGGGCACGAGCGUCUUGUACUCGAAGAACUACAUGAACAGACAGACAGACAGAGUGACCAACGAUGCGGUGAGAGACGGCCGUGACUGAUAGGUCUCGUAUCUCUGUUCGCUCACUGCCGAGAGUGGCAGCAGAGCGAUGCAGCUGAUGAUGGUCAGCAGCGAAUACUGGUUGGCUGCCGUGAGGUUCUCACCUGAAGGCGCCAAGAGAAAGCCAAGAUGCAUCCGUCCAGUGUUGAGGCAUGCAUUGUGUCUGGCGGGUGGCUCGUGCAGGCAGGCCUUUGCUGCGUCCGUACGUACCGACUGCUUUGGGGUCGCUCAUGGUCUUCUUGCCGAAGAUGCCCCGCAGACUCGACGAUAUAUUUGACAGCAUGGCGAAACCUGCACACGCGGCACGGCAGACAGGCAGGCAGGCAGGCAGGAGUGGCGCUGAGCGUCCGGUGUUCUCUCUCCCUCUCUUCCUCUUCCUCUCCCUCUCUCUGCCCGCCUACCGAAUGAAGUCCAGGUGAAUGAGAGUUCCUUUGCCGACGCCAGGCCGACACCAGCCACCACAGGAAUCAGCGCACUGUACGUUAUGGGGCUGCACACACCACACACCACACACCACACACACAGACACACAGACAGAGAGAGAGAGACAACAACCCAAACAAAUGGAUAGAUAAGCGGGAAGGCGGCGUGUGAAUGUACUGGAGUAUCCCUGUUGCCCUGCCCUGCUGCGCUGCGUACCUACCUGAGGUAUUGUCCGAGGACCGCUGCUGAGAGCCCGGCAGUGAAGACCGGCUCGGCGGCCUUGACGAUGUGGGCAAACGACACCGCACCAGCGCCCUACACACACAAUACGAACAAAGAAAGACGAGAAGAGUGAAAGAUGCACUCGCAGCUUCUCUCUUUCUUCUUGCCUUCUCUCCUCCGUACCAGUGCGACGACGGCGCCGACGUGGGUGCCGGUGUGGAAAAGCCCCUGUGGGAUGAGCGUCUUGAGUGCGCCCUCCUUGAGCUUCGGCGCCUUCCUGAUGCCCGUCAGCCACAGCGGCAGGAACAGCGGAAUGCCGAUGAACUGACGACACAGACAUACACACAUACAUAAAGGUACACAAAGGCGCACAGCACAUGGUGUGGCUGGGCUGGCUAUCAUCGGUCUCUGUCGGCUAAGCUAACCAUUUGUGCCCAUGCGACGGACCAGGGGUUGGGCAGGACGUUGAGCGCCUGCUUGUUGUAGAUGUUGUACAGAAUGUUGAACGCAUACCUAACACAAGUCAGUCAGCAAACAAACAAACAAACAAACAAGCAAACAAUCCGUCGUCGACGCACAAAUCAAAUCAGCCUCCCGGCGUCAGCAGUCAGUGCUCACCAUAGCGCGAAGUAUGUGCCCGUCUUGAGCGUCUCCCCGAGGUCGCUCUUCUUGCCAGGUGCCGUCGAAACUGACACACAGCACAGCACAGCACAGCACAGCACAGCACACACACCAGCCAGGCCAACGAUCGCCACUCAUCAGGGCCAGCGUGUGCAUGCCUAUGCCUUUCACACUAACUAACAUGUUUUGGGUAUGUCGACUUUAUCAAUGGUGGUGGCGCUGUCGCCCGUCUCAGUGGACAUCAGCAGAGGGCGCAUCCUGCAGCACACCAGACAGACACACGACAGACUUCCACACAGACAGACUACCAGAAAGACAAUCGGUCCUGUCCUGUCCUGUGAGCUCCCUCCCUCCCUCACGCGUCAGCAUGUUUCCUCAGUGGGCUCAUCUGCGUCCUUCUCAGCACCUUGGCAGUGGCGCCAUACUGCCCGCCGCCGCCCACAAAGCCCUCAGCCGACCUCAGCAGCUGCUCGAGCCCCUCAUUUGCACCGUCAUUGGCACCAUCCAUGACCUGUGCCUCCAGUCUCUCCCCGGCCUCUUCAAUGGCAGGCAGCACUCUUGUCGCGAACACCUCGCCCAUCCGCUGAUACGCACCCAUGAUGGUCGGAUCUGCCUCCAGCACAUCGACGAAGGCCUCCGCUGCCUCCUUUUCACUGCUUCUUGCAUUGAGGGCGGUGUGGAAGGCAUCAGACACUGCUGCGUUGCUGUCGAGGGCGGUGGUGAAGGCUGCGACGGCCUCUGUCACAUCAGGGUUGGUGAAUGGGGCGAGG